AUGUUGGGCUCAUUUAAGCUUAUUUUUGUAUAUAUGUCAUACCUCACACAAUCCUCUGUGUUUCACAACUUGUUCGAAAGCACUAUUUUUAUAAGUACCAUUUUACAAGCUUAUCAGGCAGUUACAAGCUAUGGACUAUGUGUAAGGCAUCGAUGCAGUGCCUCUGUUGACUAUAGUAUAAAGUAUAGUUUGCCAAUCAGAGUAUAAGCAUUAGGAAGGGUAUAUUGUAGGAUAGUUGUUUAUUUAAGCAGGCGGAAAAAGUAUAGAAGUAUAUGAGUUGUGGAUAAGGGAACGAGUGGAGAAAUAUUAUUUAUUGCUAGUCAACAUAGUGUACAGAAGAGUAAAACGUUAAUACAGGAUAAACAGGAAGAAACUCACAGUAACUUGGUGCUGAUGUUAUUUUCUGUUGUCUCAACCAGUUGAUUGGUAACAGGCUCCAUAGAUGCAAGACCACUGGUAGUAGGCAGCCGAUUGUGCGUUCCUCUUGACUUUUUAGGGUGGUAGUGAGUGUCCAUUAUCGACCAAGUUUAGUUUAACAGUAAUGAUAGGUCCAGUGAGUUACCUGUCUACUUCAAGUGAAGAAAUAGGGUGGAAAAAGUAAUUAAUACAACUGCAAAGUAGGAAAAAUAAGGCAAAUUGAAUUUGAAGUCCAUUUUAGUCUAGACAUGGAGAGAGCCUAUGAUAUCUGAGUGGGGCGCAGAUGUGUUCGUACGUGCAAGAUCAGUGUGAGUGAGGGCUUGAUUAAGCAGUUUUACAAACGUAUGUAGUUCAUCCGCCAUGCGAGUUUCGGAGGGAAGACUGUUCCAUAUUAUUGCAUACUUGUUGAGAUAGUGCAUCUGCCGCCAAGUUUUCGGAUAUCAAUUGUGAACUGUGUUAAUUAACCAAAGCGUCAGACUUCUCGAGG
Molecule: messenger RNA, 904 nt
Organism: Schistosoma intercalatum
Lineage: Eukaryota; Metazoa; Platyhelminthes; Trematoda; Strigeidida; Schistosomatidae
Source: the annotation of a GenBank genome assembly